AUGCCAGCUUACCAUUCAUCAUUCAAUGAGGAUCCAGAUAUCCGUCAGGUCGGCAACAUGGCGGUCCUGCCAAUCAAAACCAAGAUUCGCGGGCCUGCGCAAAUAGCCGACCCAGAACAACCAGAUAUUAUCGACGAAACCCUUGACCUAUUCCGAGCCAACUCUCUGUUCCGUAACUUUGAGAUCAAAGGCCCCGCCGACCGCACCCUGAUUGUGCUCAUUCUUUACGUCUCUGACUGCCUAGCCAAAAUUGGCAGUGCACGAACACCGCCGACGCAGAUUGAGGCCUCAAAGCAACUCAAUACCCUUUCUGUGGACAGUUUCCCGAUCCCUGGAGAUGCCAACUUUGUUUUGAACGCUCAUUAUGCCGCACCAGCGAGUAGGGUAGAUGCAGAUUAUCUACGGCAGUAUCUAGUACAAGUCCGUCAAGAGUUGGCUGCUCGUUUGGUCGCAAUACUAUACGCAGACGGUACAGGCAAACCCAGCAAGUGGUGGAUGUCCUUCCAGAAGAGGCGCUUCAUGAACAGAAGUUUGGGUGCAUAG
Molecule: messenger RNA, 543 nt
Organism: Desarmillaria tabescens
Lineage: Eukaryota; Fungi; Basidiomycota; Agaricomycetes; Agaricales; Physalacriaceae
Product: ARP2/3 complex 21 kDa subunit
Exons: 4
Coding region: 1-543 (180 amino acids)
Biological process (GO): regulation of actin filament polymerization; Arp2/3 complex-mediated actin nucleation
Cellular component (GO): cytoskeleton; Arp2/3 protein complex
Molecular function (GO): actin filament binding
Source: RefSeq, a predicted model, not a curated record